AUGGAGAACGCUGUACCACUGACGAUAAAUUAUGAUUCCACACGGGCCUACCCUUUCCUGUCGAGCAAGUUCAAAAGAAGGGACCCGAAUGUGCACUUCUAUUUACCGAUAGAGUGCCCACUGGCGAAGGGGUGCACGGACGGCACGUGUCCGCUAGCCCACACCAGGCUGGAGAUCAUCUUCCACCCUAUUGUCUACAAGACGCGUAAAUGCAAGAUGAUAUCGAUGGGAUUCUGUAGCUUCCCUCAGAAGUGCGCCUUCUACAACAACGACUCGGAGAAGAUGGCUGCCCAGCUGCUGUGGCUGGUCUGGGAGAAGACAUGGGAUCUGUGGCGCGUCAACAUUGAAGCUAUUCUUGGUAUGCAUAAUAAGUUUAUUGGUUCGGUAUUGCGGAUGUUACCCACUAUUAAAAACUACCGUGGCAACGUUGGUGACUUUUUACGCAAACUGACAAACGGACACCCUGGCAGCAGCAUUUUGGACACCGCGUUUGAUCAGACGCUUCGCAGUCAUUUCGCGCGCGUUAGGAAAGGUGGUCCUAAGCCAGCGCGGCAUUCACCUAGUUUGUCCCUGCUAUGUUCCAAGUACAACCCUUUUCACGCAGGUGACUGGUUUCUACAACACACUGAUGACAUCUUCUACGAGUGGUUCUUCAACCGAGAAGUGGAACUGAUGAACUAA
This is a messenger RNA of Babesia bigemina, 681 nucleotides long. RefSeq lists its product as hypothetical. The record is from RefSeq and is a predicted model, not a curated record. The transcript has a single exon. Bases 1 to 681 code for a protein of 226 amino acids. Lineage: Eukaryota; Apicomplexa; Aconoidasida; Piroplasmida; Babesiidae.